Messenger RNA from Carya illinoinensis, 7580 nucleotides. RefSeq lists its product as uncharacterized. The transcript is spliced from 15 exons. Lineage: Eukaryota; Viridiplantae; Streptophyta; Magnoliopsida; Fagales; Juglandaceae. The record is from RefSeq and is a predicted model, not a curated record. Bases 215 to 7327 code for a protein of 2370 amino acids.
AGCGAGUACUAAUGUUUGAACUACGCUAGCGCGUCUAACACGAAUAUUCCUAUUUUCACGGAGCGGGAAAACCUUCCGAUUUGAAUUUAAAGAACACCGGAUUCAAAAACACUGUUAAGAAUCUCUCUGUAAUGCUUCUUUCCGAUCUCCGGUUUCGUGUUCUCGGGCUUCCAUUGCCGCUUUAUAUUGGGCUCGAACUUUUUUGCAGAGAGAUAUGGAAGGUUUUCAUAGCAUGAAGAGGAAGCAACUGCAAGUGCUAUGCAAGAAGCAUGGCGUACCCGCUAAUUUGACGAACCGUGAAAUGGCGGAUAGGCUUACUUUGCUUAUCGAGGACGUAGAAGAACCUAUAAAUAAAGGCCAGUCGUGCUCGAAGGUCUUGGGGGAAAUAGGCAGUGCAAAUGAUUCUAAGAUUGUGAAGAAAGUUAAGUUUAGUCCCGAGAAUGAAACUUUUAUAUUUGUGGGUUCGGACUCGGAUUCAGAUAAAGACUAUACAAUGGUGAAGAAACGGGCGGGCAAGAGAAGGUCUACAGUCAAACUUCUUUCCAAGAAGCAAGUUCAAGUUGUUGAUAGUGCUCGGGACAUAGGCGUCUCUGGGAAAGAUAUUGAUCGCCCGGUUAGAAUCACUAGGUCAAGAGCGCAAGUGGUUGUCGGAGACGCAGCGCCUUUUGUUGGGAAGAAGAGGCAGAGAAGAGGCGCAAAGGUUGAAAGUAUGGAGGUGGACGAUGUUGGGUUUAGUGAUAAACCGCCUGCAGAUGCAGUCUCGGUUGAUAGUGUUGCAGGUGUCAUGGAGUCUCAGGCUAUGGGAAGGAGAGGUCGAAGGAAGACGAGGAAUUCGAGACGUAAUGAUGGGGUUGUUUUGUUGUAUGAUGUUUCUGAGGCUAAUGUGGAAGAAGGUGCCAAACAAAAGAAAAUGUCGAACCCAUCAAGACCGAAUGUGACAAAGGAGAAAGGCUCUUCUACAUUAAGUACGAAAAUGGGGAAAACUGAUGCUGUUGGUAGGAUAACAAGGUCCCGGACUCAGCUUGACUCUAAAGCUUAUGCAGUUGAUAGUGGGGCUAAUGCUGUUGAGGUUCAGGUAGAAUGUAAAGAGGUUCUUCAACUUGAAGAACCCUUGAAGGGUUUUGGUAGCAAGGGCUUGAAGAAGAAAUCUGUUGGACCCCAUAAGGCGAGGGUGAAAAUCGAUAGCCUUACGAUGGAAGUUCCUGAACCAGGAAAAGUUCUGAGACGCUCAAAACGAAAUGCGGCAAUUGACGAAGCCUCAGAACCGUUGACAGGGGAUUUAGGAAAAACAAAAGUUAGGACCAGACGGGCUGAAGCCCAGAUUGUGGAGAAAACUUCUGCAGUUGACAAUGAAAGUGAAAGUCUUGCAGAUCAGAAAGAAUGUGAAGAUGGCGUGAAAGGUCCAGGCAGAGAUGCCUCUAAGCAAGACUUAGUUUUGCCACAGAAGGGUAAAAUAGUGAGCAAGAGACCACUGCUGGAAAAGGAGACUAGAAAACGAUUAAGAAAUGCAGGCGUGGAAGGAAACACUGGAGCUAAUCCGACAGUAGAACCUACGAAAGAACAUGAGAAGCUUUCUUUACCGCAUGGUCGUCCAAGGAGGUCCAACCGCAACAGCUUAAUGCUCACCUCUAGUGCCCACAUGGUUGGAGACAUGAGGAAUCGCGAGACUGCUGGAAGAGUUAAGCAAGCACGAGAAUCAAUUCAAGAAGAAAAUUUGCAUGCAGCGGAAGAGCCACUGUCCAGUCCGAAUGCGUCAAGAAACGAUUCAGUUAGAGCUGAUGGAGCAAGAAAGGUCGGGAGGAUGAAGCGAAGAGAACCAAACCCAAAAGGAAAAGGUUCGGUCAUUGAGAGUGAAAGCUCAAUUGAAAAGUCUCCAAGACAUUCCACACUUGACGUCUUCAAACGCGAUUUGGUAGCGGCCAAUGAAGGGCCUUCUCCAAUUGUGGAUACUGGGUCCGCGGGGCUGGACACUGUAGAUCACCGAAUUAAUCCAGACUCCAGCUGCAUAAAAGAAAUUUCAGGAAAAUCCAAGGAGAAACUGAAGGGAUCCACGAGGAAAUCUAGUGCAAAGAAGGGACUUCGUUUCUUGGAGGUCUCUGCUGUAACUUCUGACUUGGGCGAAGUUAUCGAUACUACCACGACUGUAAAGGAAAAGGUGGACCCAACACCCGGGAAGUUGAAGGGGCUUUCCACAGACCAAAGUGCACAUAAUUCCGUUACUGAAUUUGAGGUUUUCCAUGAAAAGGAAAACAUUUUAAUAGGAGAUGUCAAAGGGAAAUUGCCCCUCAAUUGCAUUAGUGAGGGUAACAUGGAUGAUGAGCCAUGUCAGUUAAACAGCAGAGUGAAUAUUGUGGAUGUCGAUACGGUUAAACUAGAACUAGUAAACAUCCAAAGUAAAGUUGGGAGCGUGGUUUCUUCUGGCAAUGCAUUUCCAGCUGAUUGUUUGCUGCCACUCUAUCAGUCCUAUUAUGAUGGUGAAGCUUCCAACCUAUCGGAGAUGAAAAGAAGAAGAUUGGAAACAGAAGAACCCUUGACAGGCGAAAACAUGAACCUUAGAAAUGAUAAGCAAGAUGGCCAAUCAGAUGGGGAUGACCAAACUUCAGUUCAGGAGGAUCAGCACUUACAAGAUGCCAAUAAAAUUGAUAAACUCAUAAUUCAUGAGUUAGUUGUUGAAGAUCAUAUGAGUGAACUCGGGGAAAUUAGAUGCUCAAACAGAAAAUUUAAACAUACCUCUGAGACAGGUCAAGAAAUUAGUGCACUUGAUCUGUCUGAAGGAGAGGAAAUAGACCAAGUAGGAAUCCUUGCAGAACUAACGGAAAUAGAGCAAACUAUUUCAGAAGCCAAUCUACAUUUUACUGAAACUGGAGAAGAAAAACAUAACCACAGUGAUAUAGCUGCAACUCCGCUUAGACUUGCAUUAGAAAGUCAGGCCAUUUCAGCAAUUAGCAAAGAAGUGAUAUCCAACUAUCUUGGUACUUCCUCACCUAAGAAAGAUUCCCUAGAAGAAGAAAAGAAUCAGCCUGGAGCCCAAAGUAUUGCACAAUCCACAAUAUUUGAAAGAAGUAACGAAAAUCAUGUUGGAGAAGAAAAAUAUUCUAGUUAUAGAAUUGAAGUUCCAAAUGAGACAAUUUGCAUAGGUGAAACUUCUGAAAGUAACGCAGUGGAGAAAAUGAGGACUGAGCUGGAGAUGACAAAUGAAAACAACAAAGAAGUGACAAUGCAUAGUGGGGAAGGAGUACGGCCAGCUUCUGAUAAAGAACCUCUUGACAGGGCCUCUGAACAAAAUUUAAGGAUUGAUGGGUGUUGCCUUCCUAAUUUAGACACUGGCGUUGGUCAAGGUGCUGAGGAAAAAGAAAAUGACGUCUCAGAUUAUAACUUUGAUAGAAGCUUUGUCGAAACCUACGUUACAUGUUUGCAUGAACUUUCUGCUGUGGGGAGAAUCACCCUGACUGUUCCACAAGAGAUGGAUACUUACACAGUUGAAAAUACUUCCACCUCUAUUGUUGGAUUAAAUUGUCCUGCUUCUGCCAAAGAAGACAUCGCCCCUAGUAAACCCACUUCUCUGAAAGACAGUGAUGAACAAGAGGGAGGUGAAAAUAUGAACUUUAGAAAUGAUAAGCAAGAUGGCCACUCAGAUGGGGAUGGCCAAACUUCAGUUCAGGAGGAUCAGAAUUUACAAGAUGCCGAUGAAAUUGAUAAAACAAUUAUUCAUGAGUUCGUUAUUGAAGAUCAUCUGAGUGAACUCAGGGAAAUUAUAUGUUCUGACACAAAAUCUGAAUAUACCUCCGAGACAGCUGAAGUAAUUAGUGCACUUGAUCUGUUUAAAGGAGAGGAAACAGACCAAGUAGAAAUCCUUGCGGGGGUUACAGAAAUAGAGCAAACUAUUUCAGACGCCAAUCUACUUGUUGCCGAAACUAACAAAGGAAAACAUGGCCACAGUGAUACAGCUGCAGUUCCACUUGGACCUGCAUUAGAAAGUCGGGAAGCCCUUUUAGGUAUUAGCAAUGAAGUGAUGGCCAACUAUCUUCGUACUUCCUCACCUAAGAAAGAUGCCCCAAGAGAAGAAGAGAAUCAGCCUGGAGCCCAAAGUACUGCACACUCCACAACGCUUGAAAGAGGAAACACAAAUCAUGCUGGUGAAGAAAAAUAUUCUAGUUAUGGAAUUGAAAUUCCAGAAGAAAGAAUUUGCAUAGGUGAAACUCCUGUAAGUAAUGCGGAGGAAAAAAUGGGGACUGAACUGGGCAUGACAAAUGAAAACAAGAGUGAAUCAUUGCAUAGUGGGAGAGGAGUAGCUUCUGGUGAAGAGCUUUUUGACGGGGUCUUUGAACAAAACUCAAGGAUAGAUGGUGGUUGCCUUCCUAUUUUAGACGGUGGCGUUAGUCAAGGUGCCGAGAAAAAAGAAAGCGACCUCUCAGAUGAAAACUUCGAUUUCUGUUUUGAUGAAACUAAAGUUACAGUUUUGCAUGAACUUUCUUCUGGGGGAAGAAUCACUCCGAUUGUUCAACAAGAGACGGAUACCGACAGAGUUGAAAAUACUUCGACCUCCAUUGUUGGGUUAAAAUGUCCUGCUUCUGCCAAAGAAGACAGCUCCCUGAGCGAACCCACUUCGCUGAAAGGCAAUGAUGAACAAGAGGGAGAAGGGAAUCACAAUGGAAGAAAUGCUAUUGAGAGUGGUGUUGCUUUGUUGCAUAAAGCAGAAGACUCGGUUUUAACUACUUGUAAGGUUGAUGCUGCAGAGGAGAAAACGGAGGCAAGAAGUGCACAAACGGAUUCGAAUGAUGACAGGCUCAUAUCAAAUGAUGUUGCGAAAGAUGUGAUAGAGCCAUCGUCUUUACUCCAUUUUUCUCUGGAGGAGUCGCAAGGUGGAAACAAGAGUGAGAGUGCAGAACUGAAUAAUAUUUUGGGUGAGCUCUUAAGCCCAAAAAUAGUUGGAGUUCGCAGUGCCAAGAGAAGUGCAGAAGAGAAAGUUACUUCUGGUUUUGAUGUUACUAAGCUAUUUCCCUUGGAAGCAUUAAAUGCAGUGAGUUGUCAAGAAUUAUCCUUGGAGAAGGUUUUUGAUGACGAAGUGGGGGUUAUGCAUAGAAACAGCAAUGUAAAGGCUCUUGAUGUGCUUUCAAGUAAAAGCGAUAUGGGAUCAAAGGAAAUUUUCUAUGCUGAAGGACAGAAAAGAGAAUUAUAUGCUGAGCAGCGUGACCAUGUGGACGUGAUGGAGAAUUUCAAGUGCUCUCAGCAAGUUGAACUUGGUGACCACUGUGGUUGGGAGGUGGUUGGACUGGCGAGUCAGAGUCCGGAUUCAACUACAGGGGACCUUUUUGAUAAUUUUGCUAAAGGGAAAGUUGGGGAAUUUGGUGAAAGUGCACAUGACGAUGAUAGGUGUGGAAUUAGUGCAGCCGUACCAGAUGAAGCAGCUCACACUGUGACCAUGGAAAAAAUGGGUAUUGUUGAGGCAAAACUAGAAGGAAGUUUGCUAACUGUUAGUCCAGUUGAGCAGAAGAAGCCAUAUUAUGGUUCUGGGGAUGAAGUUUUAAAAAUUGAUGCCUCUGCUGUAUGUACUUCAAAUGAGGUCUUACCCAAAGAUAGUGAAGGUAUAGAGGAGACAUCAAGCGGAGUUGUACCAACUUCUGUUCAAUUGGAUGAAGUGAGGUUUGGCAAUCUUGACAAUCAGAUACUAGAAGUUUCUCCAGAGUUGGAUGGAAGUGCUUCCAUUGGUCUAGAUGUCCUUGUGCCCAUGGAUGACAAACCUGCAGAUAGAGUUGAAAAGUUUGAAACUGUGGCUGCAGAUGAAGCUGAUGCAGAAUGUAGUGGGAGAAAAAAUGAUUCUGAGAAAGUUGGGGAUGGUGCUAAGCUGUUUGAAGAAGCACUGGUUUCUCCGCAUUUGUUUGAUUGUUCCAGUAAGUGGGAGGAGAAAGAGGCAGAAAAUAUCAAUUCCUUUGCCGACACCUCUUGUGGAGAUGAAGAUGGAUUUGACAGUAUUGUUGAGGGAAACAGCUAUGACACAGAGGGAAAGGAGAUGACUGAUGAUGGUAGAGGAGAUAAUGAAGUUUCACCGGAGGAAAUAGUGGGGGCCCAGAAAAAUGAUGGUCUAGUGGAUGGUAAUGUGGAAAAUAGUGCAACAGCCACUCAAGAAUUGGCCGAAGACCAAAUUGAUGGCCAAAAUGGUGCAGUAACUCAUGCUGAUUUCAAUGGCAUUGAUUGUUUGACUUUUAAUGAGCCUUUGCGUAGGAGUAGCAUUGAUGAGACAGAGGAAGGACUUGGUUUUAAUAUGCUUGCUAAGAAAGGCAUUGACAGUGCCAGCUCUGAGGGUCCGGGAUGUGCAGAAUUUGAGAAUUCCCAUGUUGUAACUUCAGAGAAAUCUAAAGUGGCUGUUAAUCACGUUGUCCUUCCAACAGUUAUUGCUUUGCCAAGUUUUGCAACUAGAGCUUUGGACUCAAAUGAUGAUUCAAGUGCGUUCACCAGCUGGGAGCUGAAUUUUCUUCUAGGUGGCAGUGAAGAAGACGAAGUUGAGAAAUCAGGUGGAGUGGACUCAGUUGCCAAUCUAUUGAGUACAACUAGUGAGGAUAGCGAGGAAGUGACAAUGAGUGUGGCGGUUUAUGAACAAAUUGCUGAAGAGCAGCAGGGUGCUCAUGAGCAUCAUAUGGCAGAGGAUGUUGCACAGAUGGUAGGCAGUUGCCUUGCUGUCUCAGAUGAGCCUAUCUCUGAAAAUGAUAAUGAAUCAAAGAAACAAGAUGAAGUUUUUGUCAUCACCCAAGAGCAAGCUGGUUGUAAGAAUGAUGAACAUCAGUUUAUCAAGGUUGGGAUUUCAAGCAGUUCCAUAGAGACUGAGAUACCAGACGCUGCUGACCUUGAUGUCAGUAAUCGUGUUGCUGCAGAGGAAGCCAUGGCAGAAUGUGGUCACAAUGAUUCAAAACAAGUGCAAAAUUAUGCUGGUGUUGGAGAUACGAAGUUUUCAGUUGGAAGGGAUGGACGCAAACAUAUGGUAGAAGCAAUGGACAUUGAUGUGCCAAAAAUAGAUGCAACAAUUGAAGAACUAUCUCUUGCUUCCACAAAUAUGGUUGUUGGUAGAGAGGUUAAUGCUGAAUUUGUCCAGACUCCACAAUCAAAGUUGGAAUCACCAAAACUGAAGGAAAAGGCCAGUUUGUCUGUCAAACAGUUGAAUUCUUCGGUGAUGAAAGGAACAAAGUUUAAAGCUAGUCUGAUUCCAAGAACGCCGAAGAAUCUUAAUAUGAAAGAGAAUGUGGCAAGCAGCAAGAAUGAUCAAAUUGGUAACACUACAGCAGCAAAAACAAUGCCCAAAAGGCGCCCUUUGGAGGAUCUCCAAAACAAUUAGAUUUAAUAGGUCCUGCUUGUUAUUUAUUAGUACUUUGUUUUUGUGUGCAAUUUGGCGAGUUGGACUUUGUAUUUAGUACUUGAGCAUACCUCAUGCAGUUACUCUUGGACACGGGGAUGUUAGAAUUUGGUAUUUUGUACAAUUUUUAUUUUUCCUUCUUUGUGGGGAUGAUUGUCUGUCUUGAGGGAUUAAAUUCUUUUAUAAAUGUAUGACUAUGGAGAAUUGAGUGAUCAAUAGAACUACAAUUUAUAAA